This is a messenger RNA of Paramecium pentaurelia, 310 nucleotides long. The record is from the annotation of a GenBank genome assembly. NCBI's taxonomy places the organism in Eukaryota, Ciliophora, Oligohymenophorea, Peniculida, Parameciidae.
AUGCUACUAUAAAUUAAAAAGGAUUAAUAUGAUUUUUACCUUUUUAAUCUUGUAAAUCUAUCAAAUAUUAAAUAAUUGAUAAAAGACCUGCUGAAGAAUAAUUAAUUAUUGAUAGUUAUACAAAUAAUCAAAUUGAACAUAUAUUCUAUGGAUGGUCUAAUGAAUAUUAUUCAAAAGGCUGAUUAAUGUAAUUAAUAAUAAUAUUUAAAAAGAUGGUAUAAAAUUUCCAGAUAGUGCUUGUGAGAAAGAUAAAGCAUUAAUAAUAAUGUAUUAUAUAUUUAUUGAUUAUUUGUGGUUUGAAAACUUUUGA